Poeciliopsis prolifica (blackstripe livebearer) is the source of this 4423-nucleotide messenger RNA. It is a transcript of the gene lix1l, whose product is annotated as limb and CNS expressed 1 like. The transcript is spliced from 6 exons. The record is from RefSeq and is a predicted model, not a curated record. Gene Ontology annotation, biological process: autophagosome maturation. Gene Ontology annotation, cellular component: cytoplasm. The coding region runs from base 274 to 1347 and encodes 357 amino acids. Lineage: Eukaryota; Metazoa; Chordata; Actinopteri; Cyprinodontiformes; Poeciliidae.
CAACUGAAACGAGGAAUGCAAAAAGUCGGAGGGGUCCGUGAACGCGUCUUUGAGUGACACUCCGGCAGCCUAAUCCAGAGAGUGAGGAUGCCGAGCGGCGCUCCGGGUCGAUUCUGCGACCUCUAACUUCUCAUUUCAGGGCUGACUGGAGGAACCCCGCCGAACUUUGUCCCCCGAACGCCUCAAAUCCCGCAUUUUCAGUGCCGACUGUGGGUUUCAUCGGCACCGUCGUCCUCCUGGAAGCCGGACUUUAGCAGACGUUACGUGGGGACAAUGGAAUCCAACAUGAUCCCGGACAGUAUCCGCCCUCAGAGGCUGCAGCCGGGGAUCGGUUUCGGAGCGGGACCGACGGGGACCCUCCGCUCCUCCUCUCUCCGACCCGGAGUCACGGUCCCUGUCGCGCCGCUCCUCCCCUCCCCGGCCUCGUUGUCCGCCUCGUCCGGGCCUCCUCCUCCGCCGCCGCCGCUGCAGCUCCACAGCCUGUACGGAGGAGUGGGAGCCGGGCUGGGGCCGGCGGCCGGCGGCCACUGCAACCCGGGGAACCCGGCGGUGCUGAAGGAGGCGGUGGAGGCGGUGGUCCGCAGCUUCGCCAAACACACGCAGGGCUACGGCAGAGUGAACGUGGUGGAAGCUCUGCAGGAGUUCUGGCAAAUGAAGCUGACCAGAGGGGCCGACUUGAGGAACGGAGCUCUGGUCGUUUAUGAAAUGGUCCCGUCCAACAGCCCGCCGUACGUCUGCUACGUCAGCCUUCCAGGCGGCAGCUGCUUCGGGAGCUUCCAGUUCUGUCCGACCAAGGCGGAGGCGAGGCGCAGCGCCGCCAAGAUCGCCCUCAUGAACUCCGUCUUUAACGAGCACCCCUCCCGUCGGAUUACGGAUGACUUUAUUGAGAAGAGCGUGAAUGAAGCGCUGGCCUCCUUCAACGGGAACCGUGAAGAGGCCGAUAACCCCAACACCGGGAUCGGGGCGUUCCGCUUCAUGCUGGAGUCCAACAAAGGAAAGUCCAUGCUGGAGUUCCAGGAGCUGAUGACUGUGUUCCAGCUGCUGCACUGGAACGGGAGCCUCAAAGCCAUGAGAGAGCGACAGUGUUCCCGACAGGAGGUGCUGGCUCACUACUCCCACCGGGCCUUGGACGACGACAUGCGCACCCAGAUGGCGGCGGAUUGGGUGAACCGGGAGCAGAGCGUGGCGGGAACCAUCGCUCAGGAGCUGGCCUCAACGGAGCGGGAGUUGGAGGACGCCAGGCUGGCAGGCAGAGAACUGCGGUUUUACAAAGAAAAGAAGGACAUCCUGAUGUUGGCUGUGGGCCAGCUCAGUGCCGCCAACGCCGCCACUCUGCCCUCGCACUGAAACACAACCGCCUCGCCACGGUGAAGGAGGCCUGGUAAUGGUGUCGAUCACUUUCUAAGAUGUGCUUUGUGACGAGGAUCAGGAAAUCAAGCUUCAGCUCGCGCUUUUGUUUAUGAAAGAAAACACUUGUUACUGAACUCGUUGUGCCUAGUAACCACAGGAUGCUUUUUUUUAUUAUUUGCCUGUAAAGCUUGGCAUUGCGUCAGAGAAUGGACAGGGCUCUUUGUUUUUUUUUUCUCCUUUGUUGUAUGUUGUGUUACAUUUGUUUCUGGUUUUGGAUGUGAUGGAGGGAAUAUUACCAAGGGGUGGGGAGGAAAAAAUCAGAUGGGAAAAAGUCACAAGUAGCAGUGAUACCACCCUGAACCUUCUUUAUGGAUGUUUAUAGUGAAAUAGUGAAAAAUUAUUCAAUUUAGUUGAAUUUUAAAUCCCUUUUUCUCCUUUGGAUAGUCUGUUGGGAAAGACACUGUUUUUAAUCUUGCAUUAUUUCAUGAGUUGGAGGUUUUAAAAUUCUGUUUCAGAAAAUAAAAGCAAUUUCAAGUUAAUUUUUAUGGCAGAGGGCAAGGUUGUUUUCCCAAUCUCUCCUUUGCUACAGAUGCAGUUAAAUAAUUCACUACAGUUACAACUUUGAACAGCCACAGUGUGACUUUAUAUGUAAUGCAGAGAGUAGCUAUUAUAAAAUUAUUAUUGAUUAUUAUUAUUAUUAUUGUUAUUAUUAUUAUAGAAAAGAGCUCAUUUUACUGUGUUUCACACUCAGGUGGCUGGGCAGAGAAAACUUCCGCCAAGUUUGAACAUUUUUACUCGUUUAGAGCACAAGCACUGGGAUAGAGUUUGUAAUUCAUGCCCUGAAUUCACAGUUUCCUAUUGCAAUCUGGAGCAGCCUCUCCCAGUGUGGAAGGAAGUUUGAGUGUUGCAACAGGAAGUUAACAGAUUUAGCAGGCAACAGUUUCUAACAGUGGCUGCAGUGGUCCUGCUGAGGUUGAGUGACCACGUUGGCACCAACCACAAGUCUUACACAAAGGCAGACGAAGACCAGCCCAAUGGAGAUCGAGAGGUCAGGGUAACUUUGUUUUGAGGGAUAAAGGUUCAGGGUGGUAUCAUUCAGACAAGCCUUAAAGCAUUUCAAACGGCGACGCCGAGUCGGGUUUGUAGCAUUUACUCAAGCAAAACCUUGUGGUUGAUCAUUUAAUGUCAGGGUCUUAAAUUACACAUAAACUCCAACAUACAUGAUGCUCAGAUCCAGACUGAGGGUGUUUUUUCCCCCCUAUACAUUAUAUGUGAUCAGUAUCACAAACAAAAGCAUAGAGAGGAUCUCUUUGUCAAGGUAGUUUUCUCAAUAACAAUUACAAUAUAUCUAGCGUUUGAGAAAAUUUACAAUUACAAUAUAUUGGGUACUUUUGACUUUGACUGUUCAGUUUUUAAAAGAUCAUACAGAGAAUGAAGUGUUUGUUGUGUUUUGGUGUUUCCGUGUGUGAAUGGUUGUGGUUAUUUUAGAGUGUUUUUGUCUGAUUUGUGACCCUGAUACUAGUCGAAUGUAUAUUAUAGCGUGCUAUCAACUUUAUGACUGACAAACCAACUCUGUUACACAAUAAUGGAUAAUUUUACAGCAUGCACAACUUUGUAAAUGCUGAGCAAAAGGUCAGUGGUGAAAAUGGAUUGUUUUACCAUGUUUUGGCCAUAGAUGAGGAAGGUCAGAAUAUCAACUUGGACCUGAAUAUAUAUUUUUGUUUCUGUGUGUUUGUUGAAAAUACUUAAUGCAGAAUUUAUUUUUUGAACCAUUUGAAGCCAACAGAUGAUGAAUGAAGUUGAACUCUUUGCAUGCUUUUGUUUCUUAACUAUUUCUAAGCUAGAAGGAUUAAGACAUUUUAACCAAACUCUCCCAAGACUGGAUGUUGACAAGGAAAGUGUUUAAUGGACAAGUCGUAGCUCCAGUUUAAGAAAAAUGUGGCCCAAAAGCAAACUAAAACCGCAAGGAGUCACAUUCUCAGCUCCUAAAGGUUAAAUCCCCAACAGCUGAAACAUGUUGCCUUAAUCUUUUUUUGGAGAUGGCAAAUUAAAAACAUGAAGGAACAAUUGACUGUCAUUAAAGGCAGGGGAGUUUUUAUUUUGUUUUCCCUUCAUUUGGGAUUGUUUUUUUUUUUUUUAUAAAAUUGGAAACAUUUUUGUUGGGACCUGUAAAACACUGAAAUGUUUAGUUAAAUUCAUUACACCAUCCUAAUUCCAGAGACCAGCAAACAUACUUUAGCCUAAAUGGAAGAAUGUGGUUGAUACUGUUUUGCAUAUUCAGGCAAAACUGAAAUUAUAAUUUAAAUAUAAUUUUCUUAUUUGAAUUGUAAACUCCCUGUCGUCUUAGUUUUUUUGGCCUGACCUGUUUGCAUUUGUAGAAAAAGUAUUUCUUUGACUAUUAAGAUUCUUCUUUGGAUUACAAAUGAUCUUUUUAAUAGUUAAAAUUAAAUGAACACAUUUACCUCUAUAUGCCAAAUUCCCUUUAUAUGCCAGUUUUAAUGUAACUUUGUUUCUGUAAGUUUUUAUAUUUGCUUAAACAAUAUAUGUCUCGUGGGUUUUUAGUGAUUUAUUAAAAAUAUGAAAGAUUUAUAAUGAGUAUAAGAACAUUUUAAUGGAUUUGUUUAAAAGACAUGAGAUAUUGAUUUUCUUUCUUUUCAUUCACUUUGGUUUUUUAAAAUAAAAAUCCCCAUCAAGUGUUGUCUUAUAUCCAAGCCAGUCCAAAAUAUCUUCGUACAAAGGCCUUUUAGUUUUCCUUUUUAUGCUUAAGGAUUUUUUUGUUAAUAUGAAGUUGUUACACAUUUUAUAAAUGAAUGAACCCUUUUUUAAUCUCUUGGGUUUGAUGCAUGAAGCUUUAGAUUUUGUUUUUGUACGUUUCAUAUUCAGCUAUUUGAAGCCUAAUUGUGUGUAUUUUAUAUGAAGUUUUUGUAUUCUGUGUUUAUAUACGUUUACUAGAUUUGUAUCGAUAUGUAUUAAAUCAGUUAAUAAUAAAAAUGUGGCUUGGUUUGUUUUGUACUAUCUUCUUCAUAUAUGUUGGAGUAAACAGAGUAAAAUGGGGAUAAUUGUUGUAUUUUUA